AUGGCGUCCAAAUCCGAGCCUCAAACAGGGGCCCCUUGCCACGAGGAUGUACGGGACUCGAAGACACUAGUGGAAACAUACCCAGUCAUCAAGGACUCCGACCCUCCCUCACUCUCGGAUCAGUUCCCUGAAGGUGGUCUGGCAGCUUGGACAACUGUUCUUGGAUCGUUUCUUGUGCAGUUCUGCGGCUACGGUUAUGCCACUUCAUUUGGUGUAUACCAAGAUUUUUAUACCCAGUACUACCUCACAAACCAAACAUCGUCGGCUAUAUCAUGGAUAGGGAGUUUUAACAUGUUUUUACUCACAGCUGUAGGCAUUGUAUCAGGUUCACUGUAUGACCGAGGAUAUUUUUACCAUCUCAUGAUUGCCGGAUCACUUCUGCAGAGUUUUUCUCUCUUCAUGUUAUCUUUGUCGAAACCUGAUCAGUACUACCAGAUAUUCCUUGCCCAAGGAUUAGGUUCAGGUAUCGCGGCGGGGCUCAUGUUUGUCCCGAGCACAGCUGUCGUGGCGCAUUAUUUCCGACGCAAACGCACGCUGGUUCUGACGUUCGUCGCUUCGGGAUCUUCUUUGGGCGCUACCAUUCAUCCGAUCAUGCUCAAUAACCUUUUGAAUGGUCCUCUCGGUUUUUCCAAUGGUGUCCGUGCAAGCGCAGGGUUGGUCAGCGUGCUCCUUCUAAUCGCAUGUCUAUGCAUGCGAACUCGCCUUGAUCCGCCGACGACACCGGUAAACUACAUUGGGGCGGCUAGAAAGUGUAUUCACGAUGUACCGUUUGUUCUCAUGAUAGCAGGGGCCUUUCUUUUCCAGCUUGGCUUCUACUAUCCGAUGUUCUUCCUUCAACUCGACUCUAUCAAGCACGGUCUCAGCACCACGUUCUCAUUUUACUCUCUAGUGAUUUUAAAUGCCGCCAAUUGUGUGGGACGAGUCACGUCGGGGUUCAUCGCAGCCUUCACAGGAGUCCCGAAUUUAACCAUAGCUGCGACGAUUGCGUGCGGUGUACUCAACUUGGGAUUCAUUGGAUUGAGCAACCUGGCUAGCGCCACAGUGCUUGGUGUGAUUUAUGGCUAUUUCGCAGGGAUAUUCAUCGGGUCAUGGGUCUCACUUAUGGCGGAUUUAACGCCCGACCUAUCUGAGCUUGGCGCGCGGAUGGGCAUCUGCUUUUGCUUGAGCGGUGAUCUCAGUUUCAUCCUAGGAACCCCCAUAUCCGGCGCUCUGCUGACAUCGAACUAUAUCUGGUGGAUACCUGCGCUGUUCUCCGGGGUUAUUGCGCUAGCUGGUAGCAUGAUGUAUAUCCUCAUGCGGUUAAUGUUGUUAAAACGCAGAUCGAAGGAGCGUAGUGCUCAACUCGAAGUAUUAGAAAGUCACCCAUAA
Messenger RNA from Suillus subalutaceus, 1368 nucleotides. Its product is annotated as major facilitator superfamily domain-containing protein. Gene Ontology annotation, molecular function: transmembrane transporter activity. Gene Ontology annotation, biological process: transmembrane transport. The record is from RefSeq and is a predicted model, not a curated record. Bases 1 to 1368 code for a protein of 455 amino acids. Gene Ontology annotation, cellular component: fungal-type vacuole membrane. Lineage: Eukaryota; Fungi; Basidiomycota; Agaricomycetes; Boletales; Suillaceae. The transcript has 13 exons.